Messenger RNA from Capsicum annuum, 1332 nucleotides. RefSeq lists its product as uncharacterized. NCBI's taxonomy places the organism in Eukaryota, Viridiplantae, Streptophyta, Magnoliopsida, Solanales, Solanaceae. The transcript has 2 exons. The coding region runs from base 771 to 1181 and encodes 136 amino acids. The record is from RefSeq and is a predicted model, not a curated record.
GACUUUGUGGACGGGUAAAACUUAUACGCAUUUGGUGUAUAUAUCAAGUCAAUAUAUGUAUCCCAUGUGUUUGAAUUUAAAAUUUAUGUUACUUAAUCAUGAUUAAUCAAUACGUAUUUUACUUAAUUUAAUUAUAUAAUUAUGAUAAAAAAUAUUAAUUUAAUAUAUACACCGAAUGCUUGUAAAUUUUUAUUCUCCGGGUACCAUAAAAAAACCAACUUUCCAUUAUAACACAACUUUGACCAUCUUUAAUUUCCUUCCUUCUCUGCCUUUCUUCUCUUUUUCCCUGCCGUGCGGUGCAUUGCUGAAACCAAAAACUUAUUCAAUUCUAAAUCAAACACUUGGAGAAAUCCCAGUGAACUAUUGUCUCUUCUCGUUUUCUCUCUUUCUCCGCAAGGACGCCGAUCUGAUGUAAUAAAGCUUUCGAUAUAUAAUGGGUUUGGUGUAUUCUCUUUUUUUUUUUAGAAAAGUAAAAGAAAAAUCGAAAGAAAUCCAGAAUGCCAAGAGUAGUGGAGAAUUAUUUUACACCUCAAAUUACUUGAGAAAUUUAAUCUACACCAACAUACUUACUAUACAUACAAGUACCUACUUUAACUACUCCUUAACCACCCACUAAUUUCUUCUCUCUAUAUAAAAUAUUGAGACGCCAGUCAGUCAAUUAAUAUUCUUUUCGAUUAGUCAACUUUCUUGAAUACAUUUUACACCAGUUAUCAAUCAAUAUUCUUCUAUAAUAUCUUCUAAGUUUCUAUUCAACCCCACAGAAUUAUACUAUGUCAAGUAUGUUGAGUUCACAAGGCUUUGUAUUGGCGACAGCCAUGGCGGUCUCUGCCGGCACCGUGAUUUUAUUCGAUCUUUUCCGGGUCAAGUACUUCCCGUCGAUCCAUCUUUCCGAUCAACAAGACUACCCACAUGAUGAAAAGCAAAUUCUCAAGUCAUGUUUAUCUUCAGCUGGGAAGAACAAGGAGAGAGCAAGGAAGAAAAAGAAGAGAGUACAUUUUGCAGCUGAUGUGAAAAGUUCAAGCGGGAAUGGGGAGGAAUACAGAAGAAAACAGAUGAAGAAAUGUACAGAAAGCAAAAUUAAUUCAUGUGGGAAUGAGAUUAUGGGGAUGCCAGGUAAUAGGGUGGCUUUGUAUACUGGGAUUCUCAAGGAUCGGGUUCAAAGAAUGGGAUUCUCCUAUUGAUUAAUUUGUAUUUUCGUCUUCGUCUUCGUCUUCGUCUUCUUGCAAUGCAAAAUCCGAGGAAUUAGUGACAAGAAAUUUUACAGGUUUAGCUGGAACGUGUAAAUAAUAUUGUGUGAACAUAUUUUCUGGAAUCUAUAUUCAGUUCAUGAAA